CCCGGGCUGUCUCCGCCCCGGAAGGCGGCGGCCGCGCCAAUCGCCGGGGCUGUUGCUGGGCGGUGCGGGUGACAUUGGGCACGGCCAUGGUGGUGGCGGCGCUGGGCCGGGCGGCGGGCCGGCUGCUGCGGGCCGGGGCCGCCGUGCCCGGGCGGCGGCGCGCGGGCGGCGGGGUGCACAUCCCGCCGCGGUACCGGCAGUUCCCGGAGCUGACGCGGGCGCAGGUGAUCCGAGGCGAGCUGCUCAGCGGCUUCAUGUGGUUCUGGAUCCUCUGGCAGUUCUGGCACAACUCGGACAUGGUGCUGGGACACUUCCCGUAUCCCGACGCUUCGGCCUGGACGGACGAGGAGCUCGGCAUCCCUCCGGACGAUGAGGAAUAGCAGCACACCGGUUCCUGGAACUAACUGAGACUCCCGAAACCAAACCUUGGUCUCCUGGGUCCUUUUGUGAAUAAAUCUGUAAACAAAG
Molecule: messenger RNA, 468 nt
Organism: Passer domesticus (house sparrow)
Lineage: Eukaryota; Metazoa; Chordata; Aves; Passeriformes; Passeridae
Gene: NDUFB2
Product: NADH:ubiquinone oxidoreductase subunit B2
Exons: 4
Coding region: 87-380 (97 amino acids)
Biological process (GO): mitochondrial respiratory chain complex I assembly
Cellular component (GO): mitochondrial inner membrane
Source: RefSeq, a predicted model, not a curated record